This is a messenger RNA of Xyrauchen texanus (razorback sucker), 2361 nucleotides long. It is a transcript of the gene tmprss9, whose product is annotated as transmembrane serine protease 9. The coding region runs from base 1 to 2361 and encodes 786 amino acids. NCBI's taxonomy places the organism in Eukaryota, Metazoa, Chordata, Actinopteri, Cypriniformes, Catostomidae. Gene Ontology annotation, molecular function: serine-type endopeptidase activity; protein binding. The record is from RefSeq and is a predicted model, not a curated record. Gene Ontology annotation, biological process: proteolysis. The transcript has 14 exons.
AUGGAGAGCAAGGAUUUGAAGUGGCCUGAGGGCAAUCCAAAGUCAGCUCACUUCCUCUCAUGCAAAUGUUUCACAAUUGCUGCCAUACUGAUUCUGCUCAUCAUUGGUGCUGGCGUGGGUUUCAUGACGGCAUACUUAGUACCAGAAGAACAUUAUUUCAUGGAGACUGUGGAAUUACAAGGGCUCAGUUAUGACCCAGACCUACAAGAUAAAACAUCAGGAUUCUCUCUAGUUUUGUCUGCAACUCUGAAAGCAAAGAUAAAGAAUGUCUUUAGCGCCUCUUCAGUUGCACAUCAUUUUACAGACUGCCAGAUUGUUGCUUAUGGGAACAUCAACGGGAAUGUGAUGACCACUUUUCGUUUGGUCUUUCGGAUCGCUCAUGCCCAGGCUUACACAGAGAACUUCAUUCAGGAUCUCAUCCGCUCUGGAUUGAAGGUCAUGUUGAAUGGAAAACCCAUCGAUGUUCCAGAACACGGAGAGAUCAGUAGCAUCAUCCUUCUUGGGGCAAGUGGAAAGUCAUUCUAUGAGAUCGGGAAUGACAUGAGUAAAUGUCCUGAGAACACAUUCACUUGUGGCAAUGGCGAGUGCAUCACAAAGCCAAACCCAGAGUGUGACUUUAUAUCCGACUGCGUAGAUGGUUCGGAUGAAGCCUUUUGCUCCUGCGGAACACGUCCAGCCAUGGGUAGCCGCAUUGUAGGAGGCGAGAAUACCCGUCAUGGUGAGCUACCCUGGCAGGUCAGUCUGAGACUACGUGGCCGCCAUACCUGCGGUGCCUCCGUCAUCAACAACCGCUGGCUCGUGAGCGCCGCUCAUUGUUUUGAAACAGAGAACAACCCCAAAGAUUGGACGGCUCUAAUAGGAGCCAAUCUGGUCAGUGGAGAGGAAGAAGAGGCCACCACGCAAAACAUCAAGUCCUUGACCGUCUCUCCAGACUAUGAUCCCAUGACGACGGACAGUGACGUGACUGUACUGGAGUUGGAAACACCCUUGAAGUUCAGCCCUUACAUUCAGCCAGUCUGUAUCCCAUCAUCCUCUCACAAUUUCAGUCCUGGACAGAACUGCAUCGUCUCUGGUUGGGGAGCUCUCAGUCAGUACACGAGUGAUGUGCCAUCAAAAUUACAAAAGGCAAUAGUGCAGAUCAUUGAUUCAAAAGUCUGCAACAAGUCAUCCGUUUACAGAGGGGCAGUCACACAAAACAUGAUGUGCGCUGGUUUUCUUCAAGGGAAGGUGGAUUCCUGUCAGGGAGACUCUGGGGGCCCUCUAGUAUGUGAGGUGGCCCCUGGGCGUUUUUUCCUAGCGGGUGUGGUGAGUUGGGGAGUGGGAUGCGCACAGAUUAACAAACCUGGAGUUUACUCCCGAGUCACCAAACUCCGCAACUGGAUCCUAAGCUACACUGAUUCCACAAUGGCUCAUGUCAACCCCACUUUUCCAAGUGUCACAACUACUGCAGUUCAACUUGUUAAAUCAGUGAAACCACCCUCUGACUUCGCCAGUAAUGAAUAUAUCCCUUCACCUGCAAACUGCAGUGGGAAUUAUAACUGUGGUGAAGGCGUGUGUAUAAGCAAGAUAAACCCAGAGUGUGACAGAGUUGUCGAUUGCUCCAAUGAGGCAGAUGAGAAAAACUGUGACUGCGGGCACCGUCCAGCCGUGGGCCAAGAGAGGAUCAUUGGGGGCAUCACUGCCAGAAGAGGUGAAUGGCCAUGGGUGGGAAGCCUGCAGUUCCAGCGGGUUCACCGCUGCGGAGCUACGCUAAUCCACAGCAAAUGGCUCCUAACUGCAGCUCACUGCUUCAGAGGUGAGUUGAACGCCGCUGGCUGGACAAUAAGUCUUGGCUCGGUCAUUUGGUCUGGAGUGGGUGCUCUGGCGAUUCCAGUGCAAAGGAUCAUCCCUCACUCUGCAUUCAAUAACAGCAACAUGGACUUUGACGUGGCACUGGUGGAGCUCUCCAUCCCAGCCCCCAAGUCCUACACCAUCCAGACUGUUUGCUUGCCUUCUCCCUUCCAUGCAUUCAUGAAAAGAAUGGAGUGCUACAUCAUGGGAUGGGGCGCAGUUAGGGAGGAUGGUAUGAUAACCAAUUUGCUGCAGAAAGCGCAGGUUAGCAUCAUUGAUCAGCUGGACUGCCAGCAAGCUUAUGGUGCUGAACUUACCGACAACAUGAUGUGUGCUGGCUCCAUGCAGGGGGAUAGGGACACAUGUAUGGGAGACUCAGGGGGACCUCUGGUGUGCCAUGAAACCCCGGGCCGGUGGUUCCUGGCUGGGGUGACCAGUUGGGGUCACGGCUGCGGUCGCAUCGGCUACCCCGGAGUUUACUUGCGGGUUACGGCUAUUAGAGAAUGGAUCUCUAUAUACCUCACUUUUUAA